Mesorhabditis spiculigera is the source of this 888-nucleotide messenger RNA. The record is from the annotation of a GenBank genome assembly. Lineage: Eukaryota; Metazoa; Nematoda; Chromadorea; Rhabditida; Rhabditidae.
AUGUCCAGCGGCGCACCCUUGGACGAGCAGCCGCUGAAGCCGACUCGGCAGCACUCGCUGAUUUUUGACGGGGCCAGCCUGCUGCUGACGGUUGCCAUAUUUCUAACGCUCCUCAUCCUCUUCACGCUCUUCGUGCAGCGCCAAGUGUCCCGCUCCAGGAUCAACAACUCGAGGAAGGUCCCGGAGGUCCGCAUCAAAGCACUCGCCUCCGGAAAACAGUGCCAGCGCAUCACGCAGGGACUCGACCAGGUAGAAAAACUGCGGCUCUCCUACCUGCCCAAGCUCACCGAUUGCCUCGCCAUUCAGACGCACGUGCGCAAGCCGUAUCUGAAUCGUAUGAUCGCGCUGGACGAGAUUACGAUUGCUAUUGACGAUACGAUGGUCCACCUCAAUCCUGCGUACGGCCGAGCCCCAGGCGAGACGACGUACCAGUACUUGCAACGGUUGAGGAAAGACCACCUUCCCGCCCUGCCCGUGACGCUCAUCCAGAAAAUCGCCUUUCUCCACGAGGCUGCUCGUCAUCGGCCUGCGAAGUUCCAAACGCCUCAGCUGAUGGAGCUGCGCUCCAACAUUGCCCAGUUUAUUCGAAUCGUCAACCAGAGCCGUGAACAACUCGCCCCCACCACCCCCGAGAAGACAUCCAAGAAUCCGCUCAGCCAGUGGCGCGUUAUUGGCGGGGGCAGCGCGAAGCGCCCGCGGAGGACGCCGUUUGGUGGAAGUGAUGGCGGCCGCUUCCUGGUGCAACAGGGCUACGUGCAGACGAAUCGCAGUCCUCUCGUCGAAGAGGAGAUCUCCCUCCUUCCGAUGGGAUGUUCAUCAUCAACCGAAAACACCCCGAAAAAGCACCAGCGCCGCCAGAGCGACUCGUUGACUAGGUCGAAGGAGGUC